This is a messenger RNA of Diprion similis, 1690 nucleotides long. RefSeq lists its product as uncharacterized. Lineage: Eukaryota; Metazoa; Arthropoda; Insecta; Hymenoptera; Diprionidae. The coding region runs from base 55 to 1602 and encodes 515 amino acids. The transcript has a single exon. The record is from RefSeq and is a predicted model, not a curated record.
UAAGGAACCGUAAUUAAAACCCGACAAUAAAUACACGAUUAUCGAUUUAUUGAGAUGCGGAUAUACAGUGAAGGCGGUGACUUUAUUCCGGAGCAUUUCGAUAUCCUACGGUUCUACGGUGAGACUUUAUUGUUCGCUUGGCAUGCGGACAAAUUGAAAGUUUGGAACUACGACGAUCCUGCAUGUGAUUCGAUUCCGCGGACGCUAUUGCCUCCGGGAGAAGUUAAAUGCGUUCAAAGUUUUAACGAGAGAAUUUUCAUCACAUGUGUCCCAUCGGGUGUUUACAAAUUGGCGAAAAAUGAUCAGUUCCUUCUACUGAGCAGAUCUGCGAUCAGUAUCGGCGCUAAAUCUAAUGAGGUCUUCAGUCUGAUGGAAGGCUACAUAAAACUGAUCGACAAACAGGGGAAAACGUCGAAGCUGAUACUGAAGCAUGAACCAAAAGAUGGCGCCACGACACUUUUUGUAGGACUCGGAGAUAACGUCGACAACGAUUUGCUAGCCGUUCUGCUAGAGAAGUCUGUUGGAAAUAGCGAUUUAUGCAUGUUCAGCAACGGGUAUGACAUUUAUAAAAUCACCCGAGACAUGGUGAAAAUUUUGUACAACUCCUCCAGCCCAGUCGUCGAUGUUUUGAAAAUUAAUAAGAACGGAAAAGUCGCAUCUCUACUUUACGUGACAAAGAAAAAGGCGGUUAUUCUUAUGUACGCUAAGGACAAGGAGCUUCGUUUUGAAAAAAUCAAAAUAAAUAAUGAGGUGAAGACAGCGUUUGCCAGCAUUGACGAAGUUUCAGAAAAUGUCGUGUGGAUCAUUUAUUCAGACGGUACGAAAACUUACAAAACACGUAAAGUCCUGGGCAAUGAUAAUCUCAAGAGCGUCGAGUUGAGUGCAAAGAAUAUUACCUGCCUACGCAGUCAUGGUUCUGAAAUUCUAGGACUGACUUCAAGCGGUGAAUUGGUGACCGUGGAAGCAAAAUUGGAUGAAAAAUUCGACGACACGGAUGUCAAAGAUAAGUUUGUAAACCUGAAACCUGAAAUGCUUGAAGAGAUUGAUUCCAUCGUCGAUGAGACUUGCCAAAAAGUCAAAGAGCUGCAAUCGAUCGACGAUGAGCUACUCGAGCGACAGAAUAUCCUGAAAAGAAUUGGCAUGGCUACUUGUGAACAGAAUAUUUUAGUCCCGAAACUGCGUGUGCGAAAGACGGCGAAACAAAUAGUUCUGAACUGUGAAUUCGAACAAUCUAUGCCGGAAAAAUGUCUGCUUUCAUUGUCGGUGAAAGCUUGCGGACGAAAAAUAUUCGUUACGAAACAAGUUACUGCUAAUGAAAAGCAAUUCGAACUCCCUGUUCCAGAUUCUAUGCUCGAUCGAGAGUCGGAUGUUACUACUGAUUUGAUCACCUUGGCAGAAGAAGGCUCCUCUUGGUGUCUAAUUAAAGAUUGCGUUAAGGACACAGCAGGCCAUCAGCCAAAGUCACAAAUACCUGAACACAAGAUCAAUUUUCUUAAUGCAAGACUGGCUGCAUUGCGAAAUCUGAAAAGCGAUGGCAAUCUGGACAUCGCGAAAUUAAAUUCUAUAAAAAAUAGUGUAAGAAAAGAAUUCAAUGUCGCUUAAAAUUAUUUCUUUUCAAUCGUAUUAUUUGAAUAAAUGUUUAUGUUAGUUACACACCUGACUGAAUUCCAAUAAACGGGAUCUUUUUAUA